GUAUCAGGCGACACCGGUGUUUGGAGGACGGUCAGGUAGUCUAAUGAGGUUAUGCACAGCUGCAUCGAUUAACCGGGAUCAAUUAUUUUUAAUUCACAGCAUUAACACGGGUGAGUCAGACACAUUGAACCAGAGCAUGUCAGGGUUAAAAUGCAAUACAUCCCUACCUGUGGCGAUGGGUUUCAUGUUGGUGGGCCUCCCAUACUCCAUUUCUCUCGCCGCUCAGUGGCUUUAUGGCUGGCCUAACAAACCUGGAUAUAAGAAGUACAUGGAAGCUCUGAAACCAAGGCGAAUAUACUGUUUGACCAGAGCUGUGCUGGAAACCUUAAAGUAUCUGCAGUAUGGGAGACUUUACUUCCAGUGGAAGUCGUGGUACAAGAAUGACAAAAACCGUGAACAUUAUGAAAAGGGCAUCACAUUUGGCCGCCGAGGCAACAAGCUUGACUUGUACCACCCGCCAAACGUGGACAGAUCUAAAGAUGUCCCAUCACCACUGGUGGUUUUCAUCUACGGGGGGGCAUGGGGCUCCGGAGACCGAUCCAUUUACUGUUUGCUGGCCCGGCAGAUGGCUGAAGAACUGAGUGCUACAGUCAUUUGUCCGGAUUACUUCACCUAUCCGAAGGCAAACGUUUUAGGGAUGGUUCAAGAUAUUGCUGACUGCUUGAUUUGGGCUCGAGAGAGUGGAGCAAAGUUCAACUUUGACAAAGACAAUAUAGUGUUAAUUGGUCAUUCAGCGGGUGCACAUUUGUGUGCACUGACCACGUUGUUUCUCAUUGAUGCAAGAGAAGAGCUUUUCAUAGAGGUCAGCAUUCAAAGGGACAUCAUACUGGCAAUAAGAGGAGUUAUUGGUCUGAGCGGUGUGUACAACAUAAUGGACCAUUAUGAGCACGAGCAGAAGCGGGCAGUCGAAUACGUCUCCACCAUGCACAAAGCCAUGAACGGAGUGGAGAACUUCCCGUAUUAUUCACCAACACACUUACUGGAGAAGUUCAGCCAGGACAAACUGAGCAGAGUCCCUCCAUUCGCUUUGCUACACGGGACCAGUGACAUUAUCGUUCCAGUUGAAUCUUCCAUGAAGUUCUCUGAGCUCCUCACCUCACUGUCCAUAAAGGUGUCGCUCUACCUGCUGCCCAAAGUUGACCACACUGAGAUUGUCACCGACCUGAUGGCAUCUGACAGGCACUUCUACCAUCCCAUCUACAGCUGUAUCAAACAGGAGUACAAAAAACUUUUGGGAACCUACUGAUUUAAGAUGUAAAUCAAAGAACUAUCAUCCAUUCAACACUUCUGUCUGCUGAUUGUGCAGGGAUAUGUUUACAUAACUAUCCGCUCUAAUACCUCAAAAUGAAACCGAGUACGCCUUGAUUUUAACAUGGUUCUUUUAACUUGUGAUUCCAUAUUUUGGAUUUAUAUUUGAAACAGUUAUGUGAUUAUAAUGAAGUCAAUCCAGGAGCUGUAUCUGAAUAAUGCUGAAUCUAUUUUAUGGGUGGGGGGGAUUCUAAAUGGACUAAAAUAAUAAUACUUGAUAAUGUCGUUCUAAUAUUUAAGUGGAGAGAUGUUACCCAGAGUAAAGUGAAGAGAAAUAAGUACAGCUGAAGUGAACACAGCUGAGAACCAAUGACAGUAUUAUGAACAACAUGUGAAGCAUUCUUUCAUGUAAUGUUGAAAUGGGAGUCCAGGUAGCAGACCUGAAUCUCUGUUCCUGGACCAACUAUGAUCUACUGAUUAAUUAUUAACCUGUAAAAUGUUUCCAAAUCAAAGUUUUCUUGCUUCAUUGUAUUAUCUUGAAUAACUAUUUAUUGAUCUCAGAUACAUUAAACCUGACUGGACAAAUGUA
Molecule: messenger RNA, 1837 nt
Organism: Labrus mixtus (cuckoo wrasse)
Lineage: Eukaryota; Metazoa; Chordata; Actinopteri; Labriformes; Labridae
Exons: 9
Coding region: 44-1246 (400 amino acids)
Source: RefSeq, a predicted model, not a curated record